CAGAAAUUUGGAUUAGUUCGUAGCUACUAGUGGAACGACGGCACCGGGAAGUUGACAUUUCAAAUAUGUCGCUACAGACGGUUCCAUAAGUACUCCUCCCUCCCUCGAGAAGUAGAGAUCUGAUAAAACGCCCGCACGACACUCCUCCUCCCUUUGUUGGUGACGGAGCCCCCAAAGCGCCGCCUACCGGUAGAUACGCUCCGCAUUUUCCGUCACCUGAAUCGAGAGGAGAUGCAGAGCGCAGCAAUCUCGUUUCCUCUUCCAACGAAGCACCAUGGCUCGCCCUUGCUCCGCUUCCAUCUUAUUUCUCUCCCUCCAACCAGGACACAGCCGCAACCUUUGCGCAUUUCCUUCUACAACGGCGCCGCCUCUUCUCGGAGGCUUAAUCUCACCCAGUGCUCUCCCGAUUCUACCUCCUCCGUGCCGCCGAAACUGAGCCCAAACGGGUGGAUUUCGACCCCUCUCCCCGCUCCCCAGCACGAAUCCGGUGGUGUUCGGGUCCACGCUGCAUCUGGGACUGACAGCGCCGGAGAGGCCCCGCAGUCUAAAGGAUUGACUGACACUCUCGUGCUUGGAUCGCUGUUUGGGCUCUGGUACCUGUUUAACAUCUACUUCAAUAUCUACAAUAAACAGGUCCUGAAACCCUUCCAUUACCCAGUAACAGUUACUCUUGUUCAAUUUGCUGUUGGCUCAGUCCUUGUAACUCUCAUGUGGAGUUUGAAUCUUUAUAAACGACCUAAAAUAAGUGGCGCACAGCUUGCAGCAAUCUUUCCAUUGGCAGUGGUGCAUACUUUAGGAAACCUUUUUACCAAUAUGAGUCUUGGAAAAGUUGCUGUGUCUUUCACCCAUACAAUUAAAGCUAUGGAGCCCUUCUUCUCUGUUGUUCUCUCAGCUAUGUUUCUAGGCGAGUUCCCUACCCUUUGGGUUGUGUCUUCGCUCGUUCCAAUUGUUGGUGGAGUGGCACUGGCGUCAAUGACUGAGCCCUCUUUUAAUUGGGCUGGAUUUUGGAGUGCCAUGGCAUCUAAUUUGACCAACCAAUCUCGUAAUGUUCUCAGCAAAAAGUUUAUGAUUAAGAAAGAGGAUUCAUUGGACAACAUUACUCUCUUCUCAAUAAUUACAAUCAUGUCUUUUUUCUUGUUGGCUCCUUUUACUCUGUACAUGGAAGGAGUCAAGUUCACACCUGCAUACCUGCAAUCUGCUGGAUUGAAUGUCAAUCAGAUUUACACUAGGUCUCUUAUUGCGGCUCUCUGCUUCCAUGCAUAUCAACAGGUUUCUUACAUGAUAUUGCAGAGAGUGUCUCCUAUCACCCAUUCUGUCGGUAACUGUGUAAAGCGAGUGGUGGUUAUUGUUACGUCUGUUCUCUUCUUCCGUACCCCUGUAACAGCAAUCAAUGCUCUUGGAACUGGGGUCGCCCUUGCUGGAGUUUUCCUGUAUUCAAGGGUUAAACGCAUCAAGCCUAAGCCCAAAACAGCCUGAAUAAACUGUUAUGGUUUAUUUUAUUGGGGUGAAGCAAGGUCAGGGUCCUGGUCGCAAUUUUCCUGUUCCAUUAUCAUCAUGAUACUCUUUUUUAUCGUUUAGCUUUUUACCAUAUAUAGCUGUAAGAAUUGGCCAAAAAGAAACUUGAUAAUUGCUCAUAUCAAACUUCCUGCAGUUGCGAGUUUGACGGCAAGGCCUCAUAAACUUGUAGAUGUAGUCUGUCCAAGUGUCGGUAUCAAAUGAAAGUAAUGCUCGGUUAUAAACAGUACCUUCCG
This is a messenger RNA of Cuscuta epithymum, 1751 nucleotides long. Lineage: Eukaryota; Viridiplantae; Streptophyta; Magnoliopsida; Solanales; Convolvulaceae. The record is from the annotation of a GenBank genome assembly.